Molecule: messenger RNA, 631 nt
Organism: Dicrocoelium dendriticum
Lineage: Eukaryota; Metazoa; Platyhelminthes; Trematoda; Plagiorchiida; Dicrocoeliidae
Source: the annotation of a GenBank genome assembly
AUCAGUUGCUGUCCCGCAACUAUCAGAUGGAGCGACAAUUCAACAUCCGACACGGUGCUCGGAAGCGAAGCUUUAAUGUUGGUCAACAAGUUCUGGCGAGAGACUAUCGCAUCCACUAUCCUAAAUGGGCUAUGGGCCAUGUGCUAUACAAACGUGGUAACGUGAUCUACGGUAUCCAGGUUGGGACGGCAGUUUGGGUAAGACAUGCCAAUCAGCUGCUAGAAGCACGGACUGGGGAACAAGUGCAACAACAAGUACCAGCAACGCAGUUACCUCUGGACAUCCUGGCCGACGCCGGUGAAGCGAAGACUCCCCAACAAGCCCCAACACAGCAAGCACAACAUUCGCCCCGAAACCUAGCAGCACAGAGGCCGAAGCGGCGACGCAAAUUCGUGUCACCCAUGCAAGUCAACCCCAAGCUGAAAUCUUACAACACAACUCAAAGGGGGGAAGUGUUAGGAAGGAAUACACGAGUCGAACAAGCCAGGACCCCAUCGCCUCGGCCGGCUAUCCAAACUCAUCCGCCCUGAUUGGGGCGAACAGAAAGCCAACCAGGAGAAGCGGCCAAUGAACGCUAGGUUGAAGUUCCCUUAUUGGCUGUAAGUUAACCUUUCCAGAGUUUUCCACGGUC